CGUGACCCUUCGCCCUGGCUAACAUGGCGGCGCCCCUGGAGCUCGUGUUGAGCACCGAUGCAGCGGGACAGGUUGCUAAUUGUUCGGCAUGGGAUCCACAAACGGGAGCGGUUCUGCUCAGCUAUCGUGGGGGAAACAGCUCACCGCGAGGCCUGGUGAUGCUUGGGGGUCAGUAUCUCCUCGGAGGACAACUGGGGAAGAACUACAUCAAUGUAUGGGAGCUACAAAGAAAGGAUCAGCUGCAGCAGAAGAUAGUUUGUUCUGCACCGGUCACUUGUUUAGCAGCAUCUCCUAAUGGAUUGUACCUGGCAGCAGGCAUUGCAGACAGUAUUUACCUGUGGGAGGUUUGCACAGGGCAUUUGCUUGCUAUUCUUAAUAGUCACUACCAGGAUGUCACUUGCCUCACCUUCACAGAUGACAGCAGCCAUUUCCUGUCUGGAGCCAAGGAUAGUCUUGCUCUUGUGUGGAACCUUUUCAGUAUUUUGCAGGCUGACGGAUCUCGAGGCCCUGAAGCACGUCACAUGUGGACCCAACAUUCACUUCCUAUCACUGAUAUUCAUUGUGGCACUGGAGGGCCCCAGUCCCGAGCAGUGACUUCUUCCUUGGACCAGACAGUUAAGCUUUGGGAUAUUGCAUCUGGUGAACUUCUGGUCUCUGUCCUCUUCGAUGUUCGAAUCAUGUCAGUAACAUUUGACCCAGCUGAAUAUCACUUAUUCUGUGGUGGAAGUGAUGGCUCCAUAUUCCAGGUGGACCUGUGUGAAUGGCCUGUGCAGCGAGACAAAACAUUUAAUGCAGACCAGGAGAAGGUAUUUAAAGGACACAGAGACCAGGUAACAUGUCUUUCCGUAUCAUUGGAUGGGAGUAUGCUAGUCUCAGGAUCUCAUGAUGAGACGGUGUGUGUUUGGGACAUCCAAAGCAAGCAGUGCCUACGUACAGUAAACCAUAGAGGUCCAGUGACCAACGCCUUCAUCAUACCUGCACCAGGAAACAUGUUACGGGCAGACAGUAAACCAAGCUUUCCCCUUCCUCGCUUUAGUAAACACUUUCAGGGUGCUGAAGGCUGCGAUGAUCCGGAGAGUGAGGGCAUCAUAUUGCGGCUUGGGAAACAGCAACAAGGAGCAGAGGACACUUACUUGCAGCGUGCAGAACAGUUGCACCUCUUGUUAGGUGAAACUGAAGGCAAGAACCUCUCUAGCGUUGUGGAACAGCUUCGCUCUCGGACAUCAGAACUUGAGGAUGAGCUGAAUAUGGUGCGGAAGAUCAACAAAGAUCUAUUUGACUUCUCAGCUAACAUCAUCACAAAAACCUGACAUGUUCAACGGAAUGUACUAAACAAAGACAUUUAUCAUUAUUUUAGAACCAGGACUUUUCUACAUAGAUAUUAGUCGUCAUUCUUUCACCCCACCCCUCCUAGGAGUACUAUGGUUAGGCAGCAAGGCACUUGUAUAAACCACUGUGGAUUUUCCUACAUACAGUAUCUUCUUUAGGAGGUGCAAAAGCACAAGACCUAACCUUCUUUUAGUAGUAUUCAUUCCUAUAGUCAUUUUUCUUUUUUAUUAUCACUUUGCCACAUUUUUAUUUGGGAAUUGUUGCCAUAACUGAAUUUUCCUUGUUCUGUAUUCAGAGUAUUGCUAGGUGGCGUCACAUGUUAAAGUUUCUCCUACAGAUAGGCAGAGCUAAAGGGCUAAUGUGUUAUAUAUAUAUAUAUAUAUAUAUAUCACUUAAUGUCUAAUAUUUGGAAAAAUAUUCAACUGCAACAAUGUCUUGAUUUAUCAAAAGCCUCGUCAUGGAGCACAGGGAUGAACUUGUAAAGAAGAGGAUCAGUGGGUUGGUUACUAAAAGAAAGAUAUUAUAAUAUAUACACACACACACACACACACACACACACACACACAUAUAUAUACUUCUGAUGUCCUACUGAUGUUUCGAUUGCUGAUAUCACAGGGCAGAAGUGCUCAUAUGAGCUUAUAACCCUUUCAUUGCCGCUCAACUCUGCAGAGAGUGUGGAGUAUUGAUUUGAAACAAUACAUUGUAAGUAGGCCUGUCCCCUGCAUAGUUCUGAAGCAUACGUUUUGUGAGUGGAGGUAAUAUUUAUGAAUUUGUAAUCAUUGCUAUUUUUUAGAACCCACCCUUUUUUUUUUUUUUUAAAUGAGAUUCCACUAUAUGUACACUCCAUAUUUUUUUUUUGUAAAUUAAAGGGUCAGCCUUUACUCCAAGCACAGAAGGUGCCGUAGCACUUCAUUCAGCUAUCAUUGGCUCUACUUUGGCAGAUCCAUGGAAAGUAUAUGGGAUGCAUAAUCCACAUGCUGCAAUAGCAGAGUAGAGCUGAUGAAAGCUGAGCACUCUGAGAAGUGCUGCUGCACCUUCCAUGCUCUUAGUAAAGGUUUAAAGGGGUAUAACUAUUAGAUCAGGGUCUGCUGCAACCCCCACCAAUCACAAGAUAUGGGCCCCGUACCUCCUGCAGUUCCCCAGAAAUGAACGGAGCAGCUGGUCACACAUGCGCAUGACUGCACCAUUCUUUUCAAUGGGGGAUAACUUUAAACCACCAAAAUACUCCUUUAAGUAUCUAUUAAGGGUCUGUAUAUAACCACGAGUAGACAAGCCCGUUAGAGAGAAAAGGUGUCUGUUUUCCUUUGAAGAGAUCGGCUCCCUUUUUGGCAAAAAAUUUAUGGGCCAAAAAAUGCAGAUGUGUAAAUGUACUUUUUAGACACCACUAAAUCAUUGUUAAGGUCCAUACAAACUAAUUCUACAGCAUACUGAACCUCAAAUGACACACCGAUAAAAGACCCUGCUCUGUGAUCUUUUGCAUUAGGGUAGUACAUGGUAUAGUAGGAAUGUCUGAAAAUCAUUUCAGAUACAAUAUACUGUGUGUAAAAAAAUGCAUUUUUAUGUCUACUUAUUAUUGUCUAAUAAACUUUAUAGUGGA
Bufo gargarizans (Asiatic toad) is the source of this 2926-nucleotide messenger RNA. It is a transcript of the gene WDR18, whose product is annotated as WD repeat domain 18. The coding region runs from base 24 to 1310 and encodes 428 amino acids. Lineage: Eukaryota; Metazoa; Chordata; Amphibia; Anura; Bufonidae. Gene Ontology annotation, biological process: DNA-templated DNA replication; rRNA processing. The record is from RefSeq and is a predicted model, not a curated record. Gene Ontology annotation, cellular component: nuclear pre-replicative complex. The transcript is spliced from 10 exons. Gene Ontology annotation, molecular function: protein binding.